AUGGAGUAUAUGGAGUUUAUGGAGUAUGGAGUUUAUGGAGUAAGCAAAUCGAAAGCUUACGAACAAGAAGUUAAGACAAGAACAGCCUUCGAUGCAGAAGUAUCGCCAAUAAGCGUAGCUCUGUCACAACUACAGAAUCACCUUGAGAAAUUUAAUAACGUAGUCAUCCUCUCUGACUCCAAAGCCGCACUCCAAGCUAUUGCUUCCUCCAAAGCCCCCGCAUCUGCCGACAUUCUACAUUGGCGUCAAGCCCUUCACAGGCUUGACCAACACAACAAAAAUGUCGCCAUGCAAUGGGUACCAGCGCAUUGUGGACUUCAAGGUAACGAAACUGCAGAUUUCUUGGCCAAAAAAGCCGCCAAGAUUCUACAAAUAUCACUUAAGCCAGUUCCUUUCCACACCGCGAAAAGGCUAAUAAAAAUCUCUCUGCGAACAACAUUUGAAGCAAAACUCCAAGAAGCAAAUAAAAAUAAGGACUGGUUGGAAGGAAUUAAAGAUAUUCCGUCAUGGCCAAGAGAAAAAUCUGUGGCCCUUUUUCGCCUCGCCACUGGCCAUGACUGUUUAUCAAAACACCUGUAUAAAAUUAAAAUCUUUUCAAGCCCCCUUUGUCCAUUAUGUAACCAACAAGAAGAAAUGGACGCUAACCAUCUAAGACGUUGCCCUGCACUUCCUCCUGGGCCCUUGUGGGAACGAUAUUGGCGGGCGAGAUGCAUUAUUACAGACCUAUAG
Molecule: messenger RNA, 729 nt
Organism: Parasteatoda tepidariorum (common house spider)
Lineage: Eukaryota; Metazoa; Arthropoda; Arachnida; Araneae; Theridiidae
Biological process (GO): DNA replication, removal of RNA primer
Molecular function (GO): RNA-DNA hybrid ribonuclease activity; nucleic acid binding
Source: RefSeq, a predicted model, not a curated record